UACUAUAGUGUGAAUGGUCCUAAAUCCUAAUGCAACAAGAGUGGCAGUGAGAAAGGAAACGGAAAAGGGAAAUAAAUAAUUGCAGAGAGCGAUGGCGUUGAUGGGGGAGAAAUGCAGAGUGUGUGUAACAGGAGCAGGUGGCUACGUCGCUACGUCGCUAGUUAAGCUUCUCCUUUCUAAAGACUACACCGUUCAUGGCACCGUUAGAAACCCUUCUGAUGACAAGUAUGCUCAUUUGAAGAACCUUGACAAAGCUGCUGAGAACCUAAAACUCUUCAAGGCAGACUUGCUAGAUUACAACUCGCUUGCUGCAGCCAUCAAAGGAUGCAAUGGAGUAUUUCACGUUGCUAGUCCCGUCCCUUCAAGCUCUGUACCAAAUCCCGAGGUAGAACUAGUUGAGCCUGCAGUAAAAGGCACACUUAAUGUUCUGAAGGCAUGCUCUGAAGCAAACAUCAAGAGAGUUGUGUUUGUAUCUUCUGUUGCUGCUGCUGCCUUGAACCCCAACUGGCCGAAGGGCCAAGUGAAAGACGAGACCUGUUGGUCGGACAGUGAAUACUGCAAAGCAACUAAUAACUGGUACUGUUUUUCUAAGACGAUGGCUGAGAAAGAAGCUUGGUCAUAUGCAAAACAAACUGGACUUGAUAUGAUAACUGUGCUUCCAACACUUGUUUUGGGGCCAAUGUUGCAGAGGACUACAAAUGCCAGUAGUUUGGUUCUCAUUAAGCUGCUGAAAGAAGGAUAUGAAGAGCUGGAAAACAAGAGCCGAUUUAUAAUAGAUGUACGUGAUUUAGCUGAAGCUCUGGUGCUGGUAUAUGAGAGACCUGAAGCUGAAGGUAGAUACAUAUGCACGGCUCAUAAAGUGAAAUCACAGGAUUUGGUUGACAUGCUGAAGAGACACUACCCCAACUACAACUAUCCUAAAUGCUUUACUGAUUUGAUGGAGGAAGGAAGUUAUAGUUCAGAGAAACUGCAGAAGUUGGGUUGGCAAUAUAGGCCACUGGAGGAAACUCUAAUUGAUUCAGUUGAAAGUUACAAACAAGGGGGCUUUCUGGAAUGAAGAAGAGAACAUCUCAAGAUCACUUUUUGCUUAUUGUAAUAGCUUGUGGUUGUUACUCUGCAUUUUUGAUACAGCAUAAUAAAAUAAUACAUAGAUUCCUGCAUAGCACAUACAAGUAUUAUUUAAUUAUGUGGGCAACAAAAAUGACAGUCAAACCAUGUUUUGUGUAAUGCUGAAUUUUAUGUUAAGUAUGAAAGAUUCAACGGAAAA
This is a messenger RNA of Nicotiana attenuata, 1267 nucleotides long. RefSeq names its product cinnamoyl-CoA reductase 2-like. The record is from RefSeq and is a predicted model, not a curated record. Bases 92 to 1057 code for a protein of 321 amino acids. Gene Ontology annotation, molecular function: oxidoreductase activity, acting on the CH-OH group of donors, NAD or NADP as acceptor. The transcript is spliced from 6 exons. NCBI's taxonomy places the organism in Eukaryota, Viridiplantae, Streptophyta, Magnoliopsida, Solanales, Solanaceae.